UCUGGCUCCGCCUGGGCAAAGUGCUGCAUGGUCCUUUCCUCCCCCCAGGAUGCGGACAGAGGGUGGAGUCCUGGAGAGGCAGGCGCCAUCAGCCCCAUUCGCCUCUCAUUGCAGAGAAGGCAGGAACAUGGCUAGACACCUGGGACCACCACCCAUCCGGCCGCCCUGGAAAGCCGAGGAGGAAGGAGGAUCCCUGGAGGCGCCAGUCUCCGGUCCCAGCUGUAUCACCACCCACCCUGCUGUGGGCUGUCACCGCCUAAGGAACCUGAGAUGACCUGGAGGACGCUGCUGCCUCUGCCCCACCUAGGUGGGAAGGGGCUCACAGGGCGUAUCCCUGAGGACACUGCGCCAUUGCUCGGUAAUGUUGUGCAGCUUCCAUUGAACUACCUGCCUAGGGAACCUGACGUGGUCAGGACCACAGCGGAGGCGUCCUACCGCCGCAGGGUCUGGAGGUCAGAUCCCUACAAGAGACUGCGCCACUGCUCUCACAUCCUGGUCAUAGAGUGAGCCCCACUAUGCGCCAUGCAUCAGGUGGCUUGGAGCCCCCUGUCUGCGGAAUGAGAGGUGGAGAAGAGAGUGCGCUGCUUCCGCCACCUGAUGAGAAGCGGUUCGGAGGGCGGAUCCCUAGAAGAGACUGCGCCACUGCUCUCACAGCCUGGUCAUAGAGUGAUCCCUGAUAUGCGCCAUGCAUCAGGCGGCUCGGAACCCCCUGUCUGGGGAAUGGGAGGUGGAGAGGAGGGUGUGCUGCCGCCGCAGUGGGAAGCGGUUCGGAGGGCGGAUCCCUACAAGAGACUGCGCCACUGGUCUCACAGCCUGGUCAUAGAGUGAUCCCUGAUAUGCGCCAUGCAUCAGUCGGCUCGGAGCCCCCUGUCUGGGGAAUGAGAGGUGGAGAGGAGGGUGCGCUGCUGCUGCCGCAGUGGGAAGCGGUUCGGAGGGCGGAUCCCUAGAAGAGACUGCGCCACUGGUCUCACAUCCUGGUCAUAGAGCUAUCCCCACUAUGCGUCGGGCAUCUGGUGGCUCGGAGCCCCCUAUCUGGGGAAUGAGAGGUGGAGAGGAGGGUGCGCUGCUGCUGCCGCAGUGGGAAGCGGUUCGGAGGGCGGAUCCCUACAAGAGACUGCGCCACUGGUCUCACAUCCUGGUCAUAGAGCUAUCCCCACUCUGCGUCGGGCAUCUGGCGGCUCGGAGCCCCGUCUGGGGAACCUGAGGCAAUGAGGAAGGUGUGCUGUCGCUGCCGAAGGGUCCGAAGGGCGGAUCCCUACAAGAGACUGCGCCAUUGGUCUCACAGCCUGGUCAUAGAGAGAUCCUCACUAAGCGCGCUGUAUCUGGUGUCUUGGAGCCCCCUGUCUGGGCAACCUGAGGCAGUGAGGAAGGUGUGCUGCCCCAGCGGUGGAAAGAGGUCCGGAGGGCGGAUCCCUAGAAGAGACUGCGCCAUUGGUCUCACAUCCUGGUCAUAGAGUGAUCCCCACUAUGUGCCCUGUAUCAGAUGACUCGGAACCCCCUGUCUGGGCAACCUGGGAUGGUGAGGAGGGUACCCGCUGCCAUCACUAUGGGAAGGCGUCCAGAGGGUGGAGCCCUGGAGAGACUGCAUCAGUGGUCUCACAUCCUGGUCAUAAAGCAAUCCCCAAUAUGCACCCUGCACCAGGCAGGUUGGAGCCCCUUGAAAUGAGAAAAGCAAAUGGAUUCAGAUGGGCGGAUCCCUGGAAGAGCCGCCAUUGGUCUCACAUCCUGGUCAUCAGUGAUCCCAGAUAGGUACCCUGCAUCCGGCCACUUGGAGCCCCCUGUCUGGGGAACCUGCAAUAGUGAGGAGGGUGUGCCACUGCUGCUGCAGUGGAAAGAGCCCCAGAGGGUGGAUCCCUAGAAGACACUGCGCCAUCGCCAUCGGUCUCCCAUCCUGGUCAGAGAGCGAUCCUUUCUGUCCCCUGCACCAAAGACCUUUGAUUGAGCUGCUGGCCUGGGAAGCCUGAGUGGGAAUGGACCUAGAAGAGACUGCGCCACUGGUCUCCCAACCCCAUCCUAGAGUGAUCCCUGCUAUGACUUGCGAGCAGGGCAGUUUUGAUUGCCCCAUCUGCCCAGAGAGACGGUUGGGUGUACUGUUGCUGUCUCUGGGGAAGCCAGUCUCAUAGCUCGGUUCUACGGCAAGCCCUUCAGGACUCUUGCUGGCCUCCAGCUGGUGACUGGAUGGCAUGGAUGGUAACCUGAAUCCCACAGUCCAGGUAAAGCUGCAGCGGAUUCCUGCGGGACCCAGUUCUGGAGGGGCUUCUAAUAUCAAGGCUUUAGCACGAGCAAUGGUGAUCGAUGGCGAUGACGAUGGCGAUGGCGAUGGCAAUGGUGAUGGUGAUGGCGAUGGAGAUGGAGAUGGAGAUGGUGAUGGUGAUGGCGAUGGCGAUGGUGAUGAUGAUGGUGAUGACAAUGGCGAUGGCGAUGGCGAUGGUGAUGGUGAUGGCGACAGAGAUGGAGAUGGAGAUGGAGAUGGUGAUGGUGAUGAUGGAAGUGAUGGCGAUGAUGAUGGCGAUGAAGAUGGUGAUGGUGAUGAUGGAGGAGAUGGCAAUGAUGAUGGCGAUGGUGAUGGCGAUGGCAAUGGCAAUGGUGAUGGUGAUGGAUAACUUUGCAGUCAUUAAAAAGUCAGGAGAACAAGUCAUCACAGCCCAGGAGCUGGCAUUCCUAAUGGGAUUUUAAAGGAGCUACAUGCUGUGGAGCGAGGUCUAAGCCCCCUGCAUGGCCCAGCAUGGCAGGAGCCAAAGGGCAGACUCAUCCAGCCCUCAGACAUGGGACAGCGAUUUCCUGACCCCUGGAACCUGGAAACACGGUGUCCGACAGCCACUUAUCGGUCUGAUCCGGAAACUGAUUGAAGAUGUCUAGCAAAACCACCAACACCAAUAGCGUGGCUCAGGCCCGGCGGACUGUCCAGCAGCUGAGAUUGGAGGCGUCCAUAGAGAGGAUUAAGGUUUCCAAGGCCUCUGCGGAUCUCAUGUCCUACUGCGAGGAGCAUGCCAGGGGCGACCCUUUGCUCAUGGGAAUCCCGACUUCAGAAAAUCCCUUCAAGGAUAAAAAAACUUGCAUCAUAUUAUAGUGGGUUGGGGAGCCCCUGGGUGCCGCCCCUCCCUGAUCUAAGCAGCUCCAUGAAGAAACGUACCUUUCGCUCACUUGGUAACCACUGCUAAAAAACGAAAAUGCUUUUAACUUGUAAAAAAAAACACAAUGAGUUUUAAAGCCUUUGUUUUUCAAGUCUCCCUCUCUUUAGAGUGUACCCUUUAUGACAUGAAUGAGAGUCAGUCGACUUAUUCUUGGUUUCCAGUUGAAAUGAUUAAAGGUGGUUAUUCUCUUGAGUUGGCUUCACGCUGAAGGAAUGCUGGUUUGGGUUGCUUUCGAUGUCAAUUCCCGGCCAGUGAUCUCUUUUUUGAUUUGAGGGAAGACCAAAGUUGCCUCCUCCUCUUUCCAGAUCCGCCCGGCCCAUGAAGCACCAGGGCCCUCGGCAAAUCCAAUCUCUAAAAUGCUUACCUUCUCAGCAUCCUUAAUCUGGUUGGUGCCUCUCCACAUACACUAUCCAAGUGACGCCUGUGUUUGGUGUGUAUAUAUGAUUUUGUAUAUAUACAUUUCAAAGUGCAUAUUUUCUAGUUCGAAAACGUCUUUCCUGGUCUAUUGCAGCCCCCCUGCACUCUAGCCCCCCCCCCAAGUUCUGCCUCUGUUUCCAGUUGUGCGCAAAGCCGGCAAAGUGUCAGGUGGCCACAACUGCGUUUGCCAACGAUUCUGGGUCCAAAGGGCGGCCCGCCCCCAGAGUCGUUCUCACGAUACCAAAUUCUAGUCAUUUUAUCCUCAUCGUCAUCUCCCUUUUGCUUCUCUGGUCCUCACGGCCUAAAUACAAACGGUGCCAAUUUAAGAGAGAGCAAAACAAAAACCCUCUUGUAAUUUGAGGUGCUAUGCUGUGAGGGCCCCCUUUGCUUUUAUGGUCUCAGCACAGUCAGGAUACAGAAUCACAAAAUCCCCGACCUGGAUCGCAACGUCGUCCACCCCGUGCCUCUUUGUAGCCUCCCUCCUGACAAGUGGCCAUCCAUCCAGGCCAGUGAAAACUAUGGACGCCUUCUCAAUUGUUUUUAACACAUACAAUAAAAUACUUAGGAUUACAAAGGAAACCAGUUAUCCAGAAUUCCAGUUAUCCAAAUAUUCCCCCAAACCAAAUUCAUGAACCCUAGUCAAGAAUCCCUGAUCUAAUCUCUCCCAUACCUGAAAAAGAACCCCGUUACUGGUCAUACACCCUCCGUUUGAAGACCUCCAGGAGGGGUGAACUCGCUGCCACCCAAGGCAACCCAUUCCACUUUGGGGGUACUCCAAGGGUUCAGAGGUCUCUCCUAACCUCAAACGUAAAUUUGCCUUUGAAGUUAGCCCUCCACAGCCAAGCAGAAAAAGUAUGAUUCGUAGGAGAUGAUGCCCUGAGCCCAUCAACAAGAAGAGGGAGCUUCCGUGAAAAGAGCCUCAUUCUCUCCCCAGAAAAGGAAAUAGGUUAGCAUGCUAGAUUUGGGGGAGUCCCUCAGCUUUCCCUCUCCUUUUCCUCCUAAAACUUCCCUUCCUUGCCUAAAUCUUACCUGUCAGAGGGGUAUGCUUCAUCCUCUUGCCUAAUCCCAGGUUGAUAUGUGGGUGAGGACAUUUGUCCAGAAGGAGCCAAAAAAGGUCCAAGAUGCUUUGGGGAUUUUCCACUUCCUAGCUCAUCAUCAUCCAGCCUACUCUGUCCAGCCUCUUCUUAGAAGCAGGAAUGGGCAGUACAAUAGAACUUAAAAAAAAAUAAAUUGCCCUCUUACUCCCCCCUCCCUAGGUUAUUCCAUAGCCACCACACCUUUUCUGGAUUUUACUGCUGAAUUUAUGGGUCCCUAAUCUGGGCGCAACCCCUGCAUCAAGGUCAAGAGGGUCCUUUUUAACAGACACAGAACUUAAACUGACCACACUAGACGUUUUCGAAUUAUAAUUAUUCCACUUCCAUUUAUUAACCUCAGUGCCCUCAUCUAGAAAAUGGGGAUGCUGACGCAAACACUGUCCCCUCACAGGGUCACUGUGGGGAGACUUGUUGGAGGCAUUCUAGAAAUUUGUGUUAUUAGAGAUAUUCAUUACAAAUCAAAGUUGCCAAAAAAUCUCUCCAAAAAGAACCAUCCAUGAGAAUUCUUUACAAAGGUUCUUGUGCUCGAUCCUGCAUGCCAUUCUUGAAGAUGCCCGCCCCUUUGGAGAUCUUCCUGUUUCUGUUUAGGGGCUUGUGAUGCUUUGGGUAGAAAACCAUUCAACUAGGGGUCCAUAGUGGCCAUCACAUAUAUUCUCCUCUUGUUUCUCGGUGGCUACUAUUUCUGAGGGGGCGAGCCCUUCUGUGGAUGGGCUUCACCCUUACUCUUCCCAACAGCUUUGUAAACUGCUGUUCCGGGCUGGCCUUUGUCCCCUCCCCAACUAGAAGGUAGACCUCAACUCCCCCAUGUUCAAAGCAGAAAUGUUGUCCUGCCCUUCCAAAACGUUAACCCGGAGACAUCGUUCUCAACGUCCCAACGGCCUCCUUACACUAGCAUCCUUUUUUCCAAUGAUUCUAUUUUUCUAAUGACCAUUUCAAAAGAUUCAUCUGUAUUUUCCAUUCUGAUUUUUAACCAUGUAUAAUCAUUAAUCAUGUAGAAUGCAGCUUGUUGGGAAAAUAUCUGUAAGGCAGUUACCUGGAAUACGCUUGACUUCAUAGGGACGCCAUUCCUUUAUUCAGUAGUGUUAAACGGACCCUUUAUACAGCCCAGCACCCUUAUUUCUAGUAAAUGCCGAGGCAUGGCCCCUCUUCCCUGGUCCAGCUGUUCCUUCCACUGGCCUGUUAGAGACCAUCAGAGGCCUUCAAAUGUAGGAAAUCCUCCCCAACCAGCAGUGAAAGCAAAAUGGCCCCAAGUCUAGACCUUGGCUUCUGGACCAAGACAGAGUGAGAAACGGAGUGUUGAUGUACCUAGAACCCAAAAGAUUAUACGAGAAAGAUAAUAUAUAUGUAUAUGUUAAACAGAAGUACAGAAGUCACUUUUAUUUAACCGGCUUGAUUCCCCAUGUAAGGUUCGGGGCUCUGGUAGCAGCUGCUCUGAUGAUUUGGGGCACAUGCCUGGGUGUAGACAUUUUUUCAGCUACCACUGAACUACCCAUCCACAUACGUGUAUAUAUAAAGUGUAUCCCUCUGGCUUGAUUCCCUCAGAAGUUCCUACAACAUGGGUUCAGUGUCUGUACUUUGAUGGUAGUUUUGCCGAUAGGCUGUUUUUCUUGGUUCCUCCCCAUCCCUCCAUUUUUCCAACACGUCUGUACAGUUUUUAUUUAAUCUCCGUGCCAUGGCCAUGUACUCAAUUGAAUUUAUUGGUCCCACAAUCUUUUACAGAAACACGUUUUGAACAGGGGAAAUAUUUUCUGUACCAGAUAACCAAUUCUAACAAAUAAUACCUUGUGUCCGAGACGCUUGCCGCUCUUUUUUCCUAUGAAUCUGGUUUUUAAGUUCCCUGGGCUAAUUAAAAUCGAAAGUGCCAUAUUCACCUUUUAGUGCAAAGGUCUGGUGUUUGCUUUCCGCCCAACUGAAACGAUUUUUCUACUUUUUUCAUCUGUAAACCACCAGAAGAAAAAUUUGUACCAAUACUUUAGUGUGUAUAAAAGUGCAAACGUUUUAACAGACUCAUAAAGACUUAGGAAAUGCAGAGGCAUCUUGAAAUCUGAGGCAGAGGCUAGAAUAACAAAUAGCGGAGGAUGUGUUAAGCUGUCUUCUCAGUUCUCUUUUAGCUGACUUUCUAGAUUUUCAGUGAAACAGGAAACGUGGCAUUAGCAAUCUGGCUCCCCCAAACUGAUUUUCCGUUUUAACACUACGUUGGAAAAGCUGCAUGGGCUUAGGAAAUGCAUUCCUUGCUGCCCCCGCCCCCCCAAAAAAUAACGAUCCGAUUGGGCAAAUCAACUUCUAAGAGAUCGAAUUAGAGUCCUCCUGAGGGAACCAAGAUGGAAACCCAGUUCCCGCUUUAUUGGCAGUGGUACGGAAAUGAGUGAAGUAAUCCUUUCUCCAAAUCACCAAAUUUCAAAGUUGGAAAUGACCCUGGGGGCAUCUAGUCCAACCAGCCCUGGAAAAAUCCUCCAGGACGACAUCCCCGAUAGCUACGUGGUCAUCUAGACAUUGCUUGAAGACCUUCCAGGAGGCAGAACCCACUGACUUGCCACACAGAUAUCCUUUUAGAUGGUAUCAUUGUUUGGAAGAUUUUCCCGACCUCAGACCUCAAUUGGCCUGUUUGCAUCCGAAAUUAUUAUUUCGAACCAAAUAAAUCUAAACUAAUCCUUCCCCAGUCUUCUCUUCUCCAACCCAAGUGUUCCCAGUUCCUUCGAUCCAUCCUCAAAAUACCCAAACUCAAAGAUAAACAUCCUGGCUGCCCAGCCCCUCCGGGGUCUCUACAAUGCUGUUUUUGGGUGCCAUCCUUCCAAAAGUUUCUUGUAAUAGAAGGAAUGUUGAGCUGGGGCUGCCCACCUUUGGGUGAUUCACUUUCCUGCUCUCACCCUUCCUUAGUUUCCUGGUCGAAGCAAUGACAGUUGAACCAGAUGACUUCCGGUCAUUCCAACUGGAAAACUCCAUUGUCCAAUGAUCCUUCCUUCCACCACCAUCUUAGUGCUGUAAGAAUUGCUGUUUCCGAUAUCUCGAUGUUGCUCCUUCUCCCAUGUGUCACGAGCUAACAGCCUUUGAAAGUGUUUGUUCUUGGACUCUUUCCCCCAAUUGGCAAACCUGCCCUUGUUACUUACUUAUGUGCUGGUGAUGGUGUUUCUUUUCCUUCUGAUUUUAUGAACUUGGUGACUUUCUCGAUGUUCUCUGUAUUGUUCAUGUAACUCCCUCCCCGUGUCCUUUGGGUGUCCCUGGCAAUCUGCCUCGGAUUUCUAGACAAUGAAGACCUAGCUGUCUUAGAACAACCUUCUUUGGCUACUUGUAUGUUAUGUGUUGUAGUUAACCUUGACACUGUGAUCAUCGUUUGAAAGACUGUAAAAGAUGGAAGCAUUUCUUUCCCAGCUCAUGUGUUCAAUAGCACGGAUACAAAUCAAAUGAAUAAAAACAUCAUGGCUUUCUAUACUGA
Messenger RNA from Monodelphis domestica (gray short-tailed opossum), 8078 nucleotides. NCBI's taxonomy places the organism in Eukaryota, Metazoa, Chordata, Mammalia, Didelphimorphia, Didelphidae. The record is from RefSeq and is a predicted model, not a curated record.